AUGGUUGGGGACAGCUUGCUGUCCGAACUGGUCAGAGGGGAGUCGGUUUCCCAAGUGGGUUGUGUUGACAGUUUGGAUGGCAUUCGAGGGGGUUUCCACUGCCUGCGGACAUUUGAGACUCAUGCACAUUCUCACAAAGCCAUUGACGUGCGCGCAAGUGCCACAAUGUCUGAUGCCUUAGUUUGGACUGUUCUGCAGUUCUUGCGAGUUGAAUCGGAGACUUUGGAUACAUGUAUCCUCCCACCGUCCGUUGCUCAAAUGUUGCUUCAAUGUGACGGCAGCAAUCUGCGAAAGUGUGUAGAGCCUCUGGGUGUUCUUGACCCUGCUUGCUCGCUGCUGGUUGUCUUCCCUGCUGAAGGGCACUGGGCCUUGUUGCAACUCACACAGACUUUCUCGCAUAGGCUGCAAGCUGUGUACUAUGAUGGAGUGCCCCAAAGAAUCUUGUCUGCAGCAACAGCGCUUGCUAUGCGUAUCGCAGCACUGUGGGACAAACCACUCGAACCGGUAGAGUCAAAGUGCAUCUUCGAACAGACAACCGAGCAUUCAUGCGGAGCCAUUGCAUUAGCGCAUGCUGCUGCAUGCUUGGCGGGUAACGCCGAAGGGGCUCUGCAGAAUGUUGUCUCGUUGGUGACGCUUUUUGCGCAUGCAGUACCAGUCGGCCACAUUCAUUGCUCAGGUGGUCUCUCUCAGGAGCAAGAGACUAAACUAAAGGAGCUGCUGCUAGAGAAAGGCGUUCCCGCCGAUCAGGUGCACUCUCGUGUGCAGGCAGCAGUGGCCAAGGUCGGUCCAGGGCCAUUAGCUAAGUGCCUGAGCGCCACCAACCCCUGGAUGGCCCUCAAGUCAGCAGCGUCCCAACCGGGAGCCAACUUUCGCUACAUCAAGCCCGAAGAGUUGGCAGCGCAAGUUGAGGCCAAGGCAGCAAGCAAGUUUGGGGCUGCCGUGCAGGACGCCAAGCGCAAAAAGCAGAAGGACAAACGGCCCAGGCCAGAUGCUCCAGUCCUGCAAGUUGAUCCGGCCCACCUGCUACUUGCUCAAGGUUCUUUUGUUGGCCCAGAGAACUCGCCACUUGGCCAACUUGCCAUUUCCGAAGUUGGUAGCCAAGCCACGGGGGUUGCCUUUUGUUGCGCGCAGCAGAUGUUGCCAUACAUUCAGAGCUUUAAGUCCCUUUCCGUUGAUGCGCUUGGCCUGAUUUCUACUUCGGAACUUCCAUCUGAAGCUAUUGCAGGCGUACCAGCACGUAACAUUCGCUUUCCUGCCAUCUAUGCACCCACCAAUGAGCCAGUGCUUCUUUCCGGCACUCUCCUCCAAUUGGGAGAUGAAGAGGUUGAUUUGGCCAGGCAAGACAUUGCAGAUGUCGAGCAGCUGCCUACGUCCACCAUCCGCAUCUCAGUUUACCGUGACGAAGUGGGCAUUCCAUGGGAGGAGUUCUGUCCUGCACCGAUUCGUGCUUUGCUUGCCAAGGUACCAGGUCUUACUUUAUGUCGGGAUGGCUCUUGCAGGGGUGACUGCCCGUGCUUUCACGCGCCUGUUGAUGAGACCUUGGACCAGUUGUUCCUGGACGUGUGGGCUCGACAGUGGGCUAGGCUUGAAGGGGGCCGUGCAGAUCCUGGCACAGCUGCUGCGUUCCACGCGUUGUUCCGCAUUCCCACUUCUGCCUUGAAACACUGUCUCCGCUUGGGCAUACAAGGUGUGUACUGCGAACCUCGUUCCAGCGAUGGGUUUUCGCCAAGUGAGGUCUACUCUGUAGUGUGGUUGCCAAACGCAGAUCGACAAGCAGCUUCGCAUGCUCUCAAAACCUGCGGCAAAGCCAUAGCCGUUGCCAGGCUGGGUAAGAAAUUCGGCUUGAGGGUCCGUGAAAGUGACGAAGGUGCAGUGUUCGCUGCGCACCGCCCUGGCCAGGAAUUUGUCCAGAUAAAGGUUGUCCAGAAAUGGCUCGUCCGCUCCAGCCCGCCAGAGGUGAUGCUCAAGGCAGCGCCUGGGACAUCGGAUCUGCUGACGGCCCUGCCACUGGUGAAAGGCCGAUACCAGUCAGUCACUGCUUCCCGCCGCACGAAGCGGGCCAUCAUAUAUGACGAUGGCGAAGGUCCCACAAAUGAGGCAGAUCCCUGGGCCAAUGGCAGGGACCCGUGGAGCCAGGCUACGUCCAGCACAUGCCCCCGUCCGCCUCCAGGCUUACCAAGCCCGGCCAUCUCGUCAAGCGCAGAGAAGAAGCUGGACCAGCUCCGCUUGGAGCUAACCAGCCAAGUCCACGAGGCUGUCACUCAACAGGUCCAGUCGGUUGCCGGGGCAGAGGCCCAGCAACAAGGGGUGCACGACAAGCGCCUGCUGCGUUUGGAACAGAGCGUUAGCGAACUGCAGCGCCAAAACCAGAAGUUUGAGGGUUGGUUCCAGGAGUUUGGAAACAAAGUCACAGCCACUACCGCCCAGGUCCAACAAGUUGCGGCCACGCUUGAAGCCACAAACACACAGGUCCAGCAAGUUGCCAGUACCUUGGAUGGCCAACAACAGCAACUCGCCCAAGUUCAGGUAGAGGUUGGACGCUCUGUUGACGGUGUUGGACAGGCCGAUGCUGCCCAAAAAACUGACCAGCUUCUCACAACGGUCACCCAAGAGCUUGUAAUCGGUGGACGUGGUCCAAGGAUAAUUGCUGGAGAUUUCAACCAGGAUGCAGACCGCCUGGAACAGCUCCGCAUUUGGAGGGAGCGCGGCUGGGUAGAGGCUCAGGAGCAGGCGCAACUGCUCUGGGGCCAAAUGCCCAUGCCAACGUGUAAGGGAGCUACCAUCCGUGAUUUUCUCUGGCUUUCUCCGGAAGCGGCCUGUCUACUCCAUAGUGUCAUGGUCCAACAACACUUUCAGGAACAUGACACCCUAAUCGCCACUCUUCGCGUGGACAUGGGUGUACACGCGGCUUUGAGUUGGCCCUUACCAGCGGAAAUUCCCUGGGAAUCAGUGAACCAUGCGACGUGGCAUCAUUCAAUGCCAACCUUUCCUGAAUGCACUGGCAACACCACUGCGUGGUUGAAGUCUUUCGCGCACAUUUUCGAGCAGAGCCUCGAUGGGCACAUUACGGGGGUUCCCGGUGGACAUCUUCCGAGGAGAUGUCAUGGGCGGGCGAAACGAAUGCGGCCGCGCAUUGAACAACAGCGGUGCAUAGCGCCCAAGCCCAGCCGCCCAGGGGAGGUCUCUUUGAGCCAUAGUUUGGUUUGUUUGGAGGUCAAGUACUGGUUUCAGCAACUGCGUCGCUUGCAGAGCCUAGUUCAUGCACUGCGGGCUGGGGCAAACAGACCCUCAGCCGUAGAAUAUCGAUUGCAGCUGUGGCGUGCCAUUCUUGAGGGUCGAGGGUUCCUGCGCGGCUUCCAGGCCUGGUGGGGCACUCGUCCUGUUCGCCACCAAGGCCUCCCAGCACAUCUGCCUCACUCCCUUCCAGGGCUCGACCUAGCGGAGCAAUUGUAUGCUGACUUCCACGCCAAUUUCAAGCGUUUUGAAUCCUGGCACAUUCGUCAACGUACUAAGUUGCUGCAGGCAAAAUAUGAGCAGGCUCGCGAACUGUUGUACAGAGAUCUCCGCGAUGAUCGGCCAUCGCAGGUUGAUCACUUAGUCCUGCAGAAGAGUUUUCAGGUCGUGGCCUGUGACUCGGACACAAGGCAAGUUCACUUGGAUAAAGCAGCUGACAUGAGGGGUCAUUCGACGUGGUCCUUUGAAGGAGUCAACAUUGAGGUAUGUGUUCAGACUCCGCAGCUUUGCCUCUUGCCCCCUGACGUUCCCCUGUGUCCAGAUCUUGCAUCACUUGAACAAACCAUCGUACUUCAUGACGUGUCUGACAUUCUUUCCGAGUUUCAGUCCGCGUGGACGCCGCGAUGGAACAAGUCUAGCCCAGAUGUACAGCCGGACUGGAACAGGCUUGUAAGUUUUGCUCGGGCGUUUUUGCCAAGCGCCCCUUUUCACGCUCAGCCCAUCAGCCUCAAAGACUGGCGAUCCACUAUCGCACGUCUCAAACCCCGCGCUGCUCGGGGCCCAGACGGCGUUGCCAAGGCGGAUCUGGUAGCUAUGCCAGACGAAGCUGUUUUGUGCCUACUUUCCGUGCUCAAUGCCAUCGAAGAAGGGAACCUCAACUGGCCGAAUCAGUGGCUUCAAGGCUUCGUCAUCAGCCUGGCCAAGCCAAACGAGAGGCGAGACGCUGAUGGGUACCGACCCAUUUGCCUCUUUGCCAUCGUCUACAGGGCGUGGUCUUCUCUGCGAGCCAGGCAAUUGCUUCAACAUUUCAAGACAGUGAUGCCGGAAUCUGCGCUCGGAUUCAUCCCUGGCAGAGAGGCUUCCGAAAUGUGGUAUAGACUGGAGAUCAUGAUUGAACUGGCUUGCCAGGGUGACCAACCAUUGUGCGGCUACGGUACGGACAUAGUCAAAUGUUUCAAUGGGCUUCCUAGAACUCCCCUGCUUGAAGUUGCAGCUUUGCUUGGGGUCCCGGACCGUAUUUUGGUUCCUUGGCGGGCUUUUCUUUCAGGUGUUCGCCGUAGGUUCCUCAUCCGAGGUCACGUAGGGCAAGCACUGGCCUCAACAAGCGGCUUUGCAGAAGGCUGCCCGUUGUCACCGUUUGCAAUGUGCGUUGCCAACCUAGUAUACCAUUUGUAUCUCCAUCACUAUGAGCCGCGUGCCUCUGCGGUCAGUUAUGCCGACAACUGGUCACACACAGCAUCCAACAUAGGACAACUGGCUAGCGGCAUCGUGAUGACUCAGUGCGUGGCGGACAUGCUGGAUGUCCAGCUAGAUCCGGCCAAGACUUUUGUGUGGGGUUCACAUGCAUGUGUCAGAAACUCGCUCAAGGCGUUGGGCAUCCCAGUUUUGAGACAGUCUCGAGAACUUGGGGGCAUUUUAUCCUUUGGAAGUGCUACCAGGAAUGCGGCGCUAGUAGACCGUUGCAAGGCACUAGCUCCGUUAUUCAAGAAGUUGGCCCUUUCACGCAGUCCACUUGCUUUCAAGUUGCAAAUCUUGCCUUCUAAGUUGUGGGCACGUGCCCUCCAUGGUGUCUCGGGGUGCCCACUAGCACUUGCUCACAUUACCAACCUCCGCACACAAGCUGCGCGCGCGCUGCACGUCACGUCAGCUGGGGCUAGUCCAUGUCUUCGUCUUAGUCUUUCCGCCCCAAUGGAGGCUGAUCCAGGAUUCUACCAGUUGUGGGCUUGUGUCAGGGAUGCACGACGCAUUCUGCGGCGACAGCCUGAUUUGGUCGGGAGUUGGAAACAGUUCAUGCGCAGCUUUGAUGGGGCGUUGUACCAUGGACCAUUCUCUAAGUUGUUGCAGGUCCUUUCGCAGAUAGAAUGGCAUGUUGCAGUUCCACCGCUGGUUGUAGACCAUGAGGGUUUGACACACAAUCUUCUGUUCAUGCCGAAAUCGCUGUUGCGCCAACGCUUGGAGAGGGCUUGGUUAAGGCACAUAGGACAUGCGCACACUCACAGGGCAACCAUGUGCGACCUGCACGGGGUCGAUCAGGCCCUUGCUCAACUGGAUGUGCAGCGCAUGCACGCAUUGGACCUAUCCCGUCUGCGUGCUCUCCAGUCGGGAUCCUUGUUGUUUGGAGCAGAGCAUGCCAGGCAUGAUACCACGCUGACAGGGUUAUGCUUACAUUGCGGUUGCUCUGAUACCCGUUUCCAUCGGGUGUGUGAGUGCCCAGCAUAUGCAGCAGCUCGUGAGGGGCAAGAGUGGGCCAUCAGCUUUUGGCAUACUUUGCCGACUUGUCUGACCCAUCAUUUGCUACCGCCAAGUAAUGCAGACACAAGUGCCCUGCACGCAUUGUUGCAUGCCAUUGCGGAUCAAACACCGGACACACACGCCAUGCCUUUACAUGUAGGCAGACAACAUAUAUUUACGGACGGUUCGUGCUUCCAGAGCGGUCACCCUGACUUCGCCUUAGCAGCAUGGGGCGCUGUGCUGGCUGACACAGACACAGUCAUUGGAUGUGGUCAAGUUCCGGGCAUUCAGCAGACUGCCCCUCGGGGGGAGUUAUAUGCUGUGAUCUGCGCCCUGAGCUGGGCACUGCGACAUGGCGUUGCAAUCUGCAUUUGGUGUGAUGCUCUACAUGUGGUGCAGGGCAUUGACAAGUUACUGCAUGGCAGCCCUCUUCCGGACGAUCCAGAGAACGAUGAUUUGUGGCGACGAGUGUCGGACAUGGUCAAUAGCUUCGAACACGAUGCUAUUUAUGUCCAACAUGUUCCUUCACAUUUGGAUCUUAGUCGGACCACGUCUGCCUUCGAAGACUGGGUAGCUAUUUGGAAUGCGCGCGCUGACCGGGUAGCUGUUCAGGCUAAUCAGAAUCGGUCAGUCCAUUUCCUGGAAGUAUACCACGCUGCGCUGCGCCGGCAUGAGUUCUUCGCAAAAGCCAUUCGGGCUUUCCGGCAUAUCUAUUUUGCCAUAGCAGAAAUAACGGGCGGACGGCCACCUUGCCAACGAGUAGCGGAUGAUGGUGACGAGACAAUUGAAUUGGCCGGGCAGGCCCCACAGUACUUUCUGAGAUGUGCAUCUAUUCAAGAUCGCCUACCCGUCAACUGGCAUACUCAAGCAGCGGCAGCUACUGGAUUCGUUCCAGCGACAUUCGUGACGGCAUUGAUGAAUGAGCUCAUUCGUUUGGACGAAGCUGAGGUCAUGGCUUGUAAAGUUUCCUGGCUUGAGCUUCUGUUUUUGAUGGUAGGGAAUCCCAGGGUUGAGUUUCCUGUACAGUGUCCUAGCACGGGCGCCUGGGUUCCUGCUUCAACAGUUCUUUUCAGUGCACCUUUGAAGGCCGCUUGUCAGCUCCGGCUACUUCGGAAGGUUUUAGGACAUGUAGUGCGAGUUUUGAGCCUGCAGGACUUGUGUUGCCAGGGUAUUUCGUUGGCGGAUCUUCGGGUCUCUGCGCCUCAAGAUGGUAUGUUGGUGGGGAUCAGUGCCAUUGAUUUGAUGGAGGCACGCUCAAGGCUCGCAGUUUUUACCAAGACACGGCCGAUCCGGUCGGUGUCAGAUUUGGCGAGGCCAAUACGGCCAGGCCCCUGA
This is a messenger RNA of Symbiodinium natans, 7020 nucleotides long. The record is from the annotation of a GenBank genome assembly. NCBI's taxonomy places the organism in Eukaryota, Dinophyceae, Suessiales, Symbiodiniaceae.